UUUUGACACCCCUGCUCUGAAUACGUCUCUGUCUGUUUUUACGUUUUCUCUGGAAUAUAAUAAAAAAUUGGUGGAGCCUAGGAGAAGGGUGAUAUCGUUAUUUCUUUACCUAGCAUGUCCUCAAAAAAAAAAUUUUUUUUCUAUUUUAAUAAAGUUUUUUCUUUAGUGCAAUAUAUUUCAUUCAAGACAUGAGAGCAUCCAGUUUACAAUUAACCGAUGAAGAAUUUGAGGAUUAUACGAGUGGAAAACGCAUUCCAACUUCAUUUAAAAAUUCAAUAAGCACCUACGUAAUGAGAUCAAUUGGCAACUCAAUCAAGAGAAUUGAUGGAUUGUUGAGUAAACAAGCAGAAUUAGUUGGAAAAGUGGAACAAUUGGAAGCAGGCAUUGAAAGGUUUUUAAUUUUUUUGGGGGUAGAAAAUAGGGGUAGGCUAUUUUAA
Messenger RNA from Meloidogyne enterolobii, 437 nucleotides. Lineage: Eukaryota; Metazoa; Nematoda; Chromadorea; Rhabditida; Meloidogynidae. The record is from the annotation of a GenBank genome assembly.